Messenger RNA from Aspergillus puulaauensis, 1422 nucleotides. RefSeq names its product dynactin subunit 2. Gene Ontology annotation, biological process: mitotic spindle organization. NCBI's taxonomy places the organism in Eukaryota, Fungi, Ascomycota, Eurotiomycetes, Eurotiales, Aspergillaceae. The transcript is spliced from 3 exons. The record is from RefSeq and is a predicted model, not a curated record. Gene Ontology annotation, cellular component: cytoplasm; dynactin complex. Bases 1 to 1422 code for a protein of 473 amino acids.
AUGGCGUUCAACAAGAAAUAUGCCGGUCUUCCUGACCUGGACCUUGCUCCCGAUAUCUACGAGACCCCCGACCUAACAGACGAAGCCUCCACGGUCCCGACAGCAACGAUUCGCACAGCCUCAAAUGCAGACGAUGUCGGUUCCGACUCGGAUAUUGACCAAGACCCUGUCAACGCGGACGAAGCGCGCUCCCACUUUCUCGGAGCCACCGUCGACGCCCGUCGUGUGAACUUCUCAGACAGCAUUGCUACGAAGCGAAAGUCUUACAAAAGUAAGAGCCGGCAGAGGCGGAAGAACAGUAUCGCGGAGGGUGAGGAAAGUGAUAGCGAGAAUGAGAGUUUGGAACGGAGACUGGCGCGCUUGCAGCGCGAAGUGGAGGAAUUGAAGGAUGAGAUGGCUACCUCUCAACAACCGGAUGCGGAGACCAGCAACCUCCCAGACGAGGCUAAAGGGACACUAGAUGAUGGCGUCGAGAAACUCAGUCAGGCACUAGACAACCUCUACGCCUCGUCCCGGGGAGCGUCCCAACCUAAUUCGGCGGCCGCCUUGAUAUCCCAGAAGCUUGCAUCAAACCCCUCGACACAGGUAGCGGAUAUUAGCGGCUCCCAGAUUAAAGCUGCAGCAAGGAGGACUGACUAUGAAACGACCGGUCCUGCUGCUGGCAUCCUCUCACACGCUGCAGCUUUCGAUGCUCGACUUGCUCUUAUUGAAUCAGCAAUGGGAAUUUCCACCUCCUCAAACCCCUUCAUCUCCGAGGGAACCUCGGACUCCCCACUCCAGCCAGUCCUUCCAGCCCUUGAUCACCUCACCUCCCGCCUCUCAACCCUCAUGACCCUACUCGUCGGCCCGAGCCCUGUUCCCGCGGCCCCAACAACGAGCGUACCCGCAAACUCAGCCGCCGUCACAACCCCGCACCUCGAGCUGCUUUCCACGCGGGUCAGGAAACUUACAACAGACGCUGAGGCCCUAGCGUCAGCGCGCAAACGCGCGCUCGACUCCGCGAAAGCAGCGCAGAACUCCCGCAUCGCCCGCACAGCGUCCGAACUCUCUAUCUCUGGCUCCCCCAUCGAGCCCGAGCAAACCGCCGCUCAGCGCGACGAGCAAGCAACUAAGAUCCAAGCUCUAUACGCUACCCUCCCAACUAUCCAAUCUCUUCACCCAAUUCUUCCCAGUGUUCUGGAACGUCUACGCUCUCUCCGCGCUAUCCAUGCCGGGGCUGCGCAAGCGUCUGAAUCACUGGACGAGCUAGAAAAACGUCAAGCCGAUAUGGCGGGAGAGAUUGAACAGUGGAAGGAAGGGCUGAAGGCCGUUGAGGAGAAGAUGGGCCAGGGUGAAUCCGCGCUGAAGAGUAAUAUUGAGCUUGUUGAGCCGUGGGUUCGCGAUCUGGAGAAGAGAAUGGAGCGGUUGGAAGCAGGAAAUUAA